GUGAUGCUAUGCAUCAACAAAUAAUUGCAACAUUUAAUUGUGAUUUAACAAUUAUUGAUCCAGCUCUAUUACGAAAAGGUCGAUUAAUUGCCAAUUAUGAAUUUAAUAAACUUGAUCUUGAGAGUGCAAAGAUUUUAUCAGAUAAAUUAGGUUUUGGUCAAGAAAAUAUUACUGAACCAAUGACAUUAGCUGAAAUUUACAAUCAAGGUAAUGCAGAAGAAAAUUAG
Messenger RNA from Adineta ricciae, 227 nucleotides. The record is from the annotation of a GenBank genome assembly. Lineage: Eukaryota; Metazoa; Rotifera; Eurotatoria; Adinetida; Adinetidae.